GUGGCUUUUAAGGUCUGACAAGUCCUUAAAAUAGUUAAUGAAUUAUGGAUAAUAUAAGAAAAAAAAUCGCUCCCCAUGAGAUGGUAAACCGGAGUUCCUGACCGUACCGAAGAUCCUUCAUUUCCUGAUUCAGCCGACAGAAGUGUUCAAAUAUUCCGCCAGGAAAUACAGUUGGCGUCGCGUGUCAAACAGUAACCCAGCAGCAGCAUCACUGAGUCUUAUGCAGCAACAUGUCCACCACCAGAUUGCCCAAUAUCCCUGCUCUGCGUAAACAUCAACUUUUUCUGGAAUUUGCGAGUUUAAAUCACGCAGCCCCUCCAGGACUUUAUGUGAGCCCUGCCAUAAACGAUACUACUCUCUGGACCGGUGCCUUAUUCGUUCGCAAUGGUCCCUAUGCUUCUGCAAUCCUCCGCUUCCAAAUCCGAUUUCCGCCCUCAUACCCCGACCUUCCACCUUCAGUGAAUUUCUCCACAGAUGUUUUCCACCCCUUGAUAGUGCCCCUUACGACAUAUACCUUUAGCACAAGCGCAUCGAGCGAGGAUCCCGUUAGUGCCUCAGAUGAGGAGCGAUUACCCCCCGGCGGGUUCAGUCUCCGGCAUGGAUUUCCUCACUGGUUUGGCCGAGCUAAACGGAGUGCGAUGAACUCGGCGGACUCCUCAAGGGCUGUGAGUAUUCACGAUUCCAACAUUGGCGGGGAGGCCGCAGACAAGGACUGGCCGAGCGAUGCUUCUAGACCUACAUCUCCGUCGAAAGACCAAGUAGAUAAUGAACGAGAGAGCGCUACCGGACCACCAGCGGAGAAACCUAUCGAGAUGAGAAAGACUGUCCCAGUUACUGCACUAUUAAAUUACAUCCGCUCUACGUUCGAUGAUGAAACUGUUCUCGACUCCCUGCCACUCGAAGCGGCUGGGAAUCCAAGUGCCUGGCAUGCAUGGAAGGCUCACAGAAAAGAUAGCAGCACUUCUGCCUUUACGGCUAGCUCAAAAAGGGGAAGCCCGCAGGCGCGGCUACCCGGUGAUUGGCAUUGGGAUGGAAUUUGGGCCAAGCGUGUCCAGGAUGAGGUUGAGGCGAGUCGUUCGGACGCAACAUUGUUUGGCAAUGCGACCCGAGGAGGAGGUAUCGAGGACACGAUUCGCUUCUCUCGCUUGGAUGACGCCACGCUGAUCUCAGUUAAAGAGAUGAUAAUUCCUCGAGCGGAAGAAGCGCACAAUUAAUUUUUGACACCUUCGUUAUAUACCCAAUUCAUUGUUCAAGUAUAUACAGCAAGCAAGUAGAUAGUGUAUGUACAACUCUGGCUAUCUCGUCUCCUCGUUCGCGCUUACCAUCUCCCGGCCCGCUCUUUCCCGGAAGCCGCCUCUACAUGUAUGUAUAUUCAUGAUUUUUUGUGCCCCAGGAUGGAAACCUAAUUCUUCUUCUUCUUUAUU
This is a messenger RNA of Aspergillus alliaceus, 1424 nucleotides long. Its product is annotated as putative ubiquitin-conjugating enzyme. Bases 231 to 1214 code for a protein of 327 amino acids. Lineage: Eukaryota; Fungi; Ascomycota; Eurotiomycetes; Eurotiales; Aspergillaceae. The record is from RefSeq and is a predicted model, not a curated record. The transcript is spliced from 4 exons.